UGUUAUUAUUUUUUUAAGCAGUAACUAAUUUAAAAAUAUAUGAAAAUAGCUAUUAAAAUACAAACAUGCGACUAAAUCGAGAGAUAAUGACUUGGCCAAUACUUUCGCUCAUGACUGUAAACACAUAUGUAGGUGUUUGUAUGCAUGUAUUGUUCAAUCAGUCAAGCCAACUAUUGGUGGUGAAAUUCGGUUAGCAGCGUUCUGGGAUUUCGUUUUCUAGCGUAAAAAUCCCCGAUUUGAUAAUAUAUCACACAUUUUGUGAUUUCACAUAAAAAGUAAUCAACAGUUGGCGAUUGCGCAUUGUUGUUUGCGGUUCAUUCUAUUAAAAAGAGGCGCAAUGAAAGUAUUGUUUGUGUGCUUGGGUAAUACCUGUCGCUCACCUAUGGCGGAAGCGGUCCUACAACACUUGAUACACAAAAGGCAACUGAAGGAUUGGCACACGGAUAGCGCCGGACUGCGAGAUUGGAAUGUGGGCUAUGAAGCGCAGGGACGUGCUCAGGAUCUGUUAGAACAGCACGGCCUGAAGACAAAACACCGUAGUCGUAUAAUAACCGAACAGGAUUUCUAUGAAUAUGACUAUAUUUUCGGCAUGGACAACAGCAAUUUAAAGGAGCUGCAAUAAAUGGCGAGCGAGUUACAGCCGGAACCUCAAUGUCGUAUACUGCUUUUGGGUAGUUACAUCGGUCGCAAGGAAGAUGAGAUCAUCGAAGAUCCCUACUUUAGUCGUGGAAUGGGAAGUUUUCAUGCUGCAUAUGCGCAAAUCCUGGAGAGCUGUCAAAACUUUGUGCUGAAACAUGGCAAUUUGGAUUAAAUAUUAAACACAUAUUUAAAUUUGUGUCGGUUGAACAGUUAGCUGAAAUAGCGUAAAUAUGUAUUUAUAUAUAUGUAGAUUAUUAUAUUUAUAUUAUUAUUAUGUGUAUUAGCUGAGCUGAUUGUUAUUUUAUUAAGCAAACUCUUUAUAAU
Molecule: messenger RNA, 963 nt
Organism: Drosophila innubila
Lineage: Eukaryota; Metazoa; Arthropoda; Insecta; Diptera; Drosophilidae
Gene: Argp
Product: low molecular weight phosphotyrosine protein phosphatase 1
Exons: 4
Biological process (GO): protein dephosphorylation
Molecular function (GO): protein tyrosine phosphatase activity
Source: RefSeq, a predicted model, not a curated record